UCAGGUUGACUUUAUUUUGAGCUUUGGUUGCGCGCGGGAUGGUUGUGUCCCAGGCUGUGCGAAGUUACUAAACAGAAACGCUUUUAACCUGAGCUGAUUUAGGAAGCCAUCGGUGGAACACAAGGAUAACCAUGACGGAACUUUAAUGUUGGUUUUGCACACAGUGCUGGAAAGCAACAGGUUGGAAUAAUCGUCAUUCGCCCUGCAGUAAAGUGCGAUGUUCGCUUUGUGACUUUCUUCGCGUCGCCAGUCAGUUUUUGGUGACACCCGAAUGCCACGCAAGAUGGACUACGGGAACGAGGUGGACUUAUCCAACAACAACAACAUCACUCCGCUCUGGAGGCGACGUCCCACCACCAACAAGCCUGGCUCCAGGGACAUGAAACUAAAGCCACGGCCUCUGAGCUACCAGAUUGACGGAGUUCUCACGACAGAUUUCCCAGUGGAGGACAAAUGCGCGUUCACUUUGACGCAACCCGCGGAAAAGAUUGUAGCUGGGACACCAGCUGGGAAUACCGUGAUCCUCAAACACGUUUUACACCAACCAACUCGGAAGACACGGGUAGUCAGGAGCAUAAGCAUUGGACAUUUGUCAAAUAUGAGAUUUUCUCUUCAUAGGAGCAAACCGGUGGUUGAGAAUCAUAGUCCUCCUGACAAUGCACAUGUGGCAUCUAGCACAACCAGAAUGUCAAAUGGGACAUCUGUGUGUCAGCAGGGCAACAAGAACACUGCCAGCCCACAUGCUGCCUUGUCACAGACAGACCAGACAUGCUUGAGUAAUUCAGCAUCUUGUCCGGAGAACGUACGGAUGACAUGCAGCGCGACACCACCCAGCACCCUGAGUGUCACUCCCCACCACCAACACCAGGACAGUGGGGCGUCCUCCCCCUCUCUCCGUGCCUCCUCCCGGAGCUCAUCCUCCAGCAUCAUGUCCCUGUCCUCCACGCAGAGCACCCUCUCCGACCCGCCGACACCCCGCACGCCAUCACCGGACGACGGCCUGACCGGCGGGGUCAUCCCCCGUCAGACCCAGAAGUCCGAUGGCAAGCUCUCGCCAUCAGUGGUCUUGAGUACCCAGAGUGCAGCUGCCCUGAAGAUGGGCACCCAGCAGCUCAUCCCCCAGGGCCUGGCCUCCGACACCCGGCCCCUGAAGACCGGGCGGCCCGCCGGUGGGCCGAACAGCAAGGGCUCCUCCGGUGGGCUCCUGGAUCCGGGUCAGAGGGCACAGAGGGCCCGCAGCAUGGUGGAGACCAGCAGCACCUUCUUCUCCAUGAGCUCGGAGCAGGAGGAGGAGGCGGCGGGAGACGAAAGCCCCGGAGGGCUGCUCAGGAGAGGCCUACGCUCCACCUCCUACAGGCGGGCGGUGGUGAGCGGGGUGGACAUCGAUGGGUCGUCCCCGACGGAGCUCAAGCCCAUACGCCUCCCGGACCUCAAGCCCGUGCUGAAGGGGGUGGUGGAGGAUGGAGCAGAGCAACACCCUCCCAGCCCCAUCCCCAGCCCCAGCCCUAGCCCUAGCCCUAGCCCUGGGAAAGCCAAGAGCGCUGAAAGGAAAAAAGGAAUUCCGUCUCAGCGGACGUUUGACAGUGAAGAGGACGAGGUCCUGUACCAGAACUACCAGGAGAAGGCCCUACACAACGACUCAGACGAGGACGCGGAGUCCAGGGAGCCCAAGCCUGACGACCGCAUCGUGGUCCAGUACAAACCCAUCCGCACCUCCUGGAGUCAGCUCAGCGUGGUGAAAAAGAGUGGCGCCGCAGAGAAGUUAAGCCCAGAGGAACGGAAAAGACAAGAGGCCAUCUUUGAGGUGAUCUCGUCGGAGCACAGCUACCUGCACAGCAUCGAGAUCCUCAGCCGCAUGUUCAAGAACUCGGCCGAGCUCAGCGAGACCAUGACCAAGACGGAGAGCCACCACCUCUUCUCCAACAUCGCAGACGUGUGCGAGGCCAGUAAAAAGUUCUUUAAAGAACUGGAGGAUCGUCACCAGCAGAACAUAGUCAUCGAUGACAUCAGUGAUAUUGUGGAGAGACACGCCCAGGCCAACUUCGAUCCUUACAUCACAUACUGCUCCAAUGAGGUGUACCAGCAACGCACCCUUGAGAGGCUUGCAAUGAAGAACCCGUCCUUCAAGGAGGUGCUGACGCGUAUCGAGGCCCACCCCGACUGCCGGAACCUGCCCAUGAUCUCCUUCCUCAUCCUGCCCAUGCAGCGCGUCACACGCCUACCCCUGCUCAUGGACACGAUCUGCCAGAAGACUCCCAAAGGCUCGGAGCAGUAUGAGGCCUGUAAGAAAGCCCUGCAGUCCGUCAGCAAGCUCGUCAGGAAAUGUAAUGAGGGAGCUCGUACGAUGGAGAGGACGGAGAUGAUGUACACCAUCAACUCGCAGCUGGAGUUCAAGAUUAAGCCCUUCCCCCUGGUCUCCUCGUCCCGCUGGAUGGUGAAGCGCGGUGAGCUGACUGCGCUGGUGGAGGAGAAUGGCAUCUUCUCCAAGAGGACGUCACGCCAGCAGGUCUACUUCUUCCUCUUCAACGACGUCCUCAUCCUCACCCGCAAGAAAAGUGACGAGAGCUACACGGUGAUCGACUACGCCCUGCGUGACCAGAUCUGGGUGGGGCCGUGCCAGGCCGAGGACCUGAACCUGUCGCCCGUGCGCACCACCGCCAGCAUGCUGACCUCACGACAAGGCUCGCCCAAUCACCUCUUCCGACUCAAGUUCCGCAGCAACCACUCGGGAGACAAGGUGCCCAUGGUCCUCGGCGUCGAACAGCUGAAUGAUCGUGCCCGGUGGAUCAGCGCACUUGGCCUCACCAACAGUGACAAGAACAACAGCGACAGAACAAACUUGGUGCAGGUGGAGGUGACCAGGACAUACACGGCCAGGCAGCCCGACGAGCUGUCACUGCAGGUGGCAGAUGUGGUGCUGGUGUCACAGAUGGUGGAUGACGGGUGGUACGAGGGCGAGCGUCUGCGUGACGGGGAGAGGGGCUGGUUCCUGGCCGAGUGUGCCGAGCGCAUCACGUGCGAGGCCACCAUCGAGAGGAACUGGCAGAGGAUGGACCGCCUACAGGGCCUGGAGACCAACGUCUGAGGAACUGAACCAGCUCUGGAGAUGUCCAUCAUCCAUCAUUUUUUAAAAAGAAAAAAAUCUGACAUUUUGUUUUUAUUUAAAAAUAAGCUCCCUGUCCAAGGAACUAGUUGGAUCUCUCGCUGGUUAGAAGAAGUCACAGUGUCAUAAGCUGUCAUGUUGUCAUUGCCCAAAACAAGACGUCAUCAGCAGGAUCCUGAAAAACAAAAAAAAACGCUCAAACAGGACCGUCCUCUACACUACAGGACACAGGCCAAGAGCAUAGAGAGCCCGCCCGCUCAGCCACUCUAAUGUGAACUGAAAUGACAUGCUCCUUGGUGGAGCUCCAGAGCCUUCAAAGACUAUAUGGAAAAUAAAGGCCAUGAAGGAUAAAGGUCGGACGAGGCUCUAGUAGACUGUGUGUUUGCGAAGUCAGAACUGAGUGCUUCUCCCACUUUUUUUAUUUCCCUUUGAACAUUCACAGACACAGCCCCAGACUGGCAGAGGAGUGAUACAGCUGGGCCAAGCCAAAGGAUGCAUGGUGCAACAUUUUUUCCCCACUGCCACAAGGAAGCCACUCUACACUUGAUCUCCUCAGUUUCCCUAUUUCUCGCUGAAUGAGUUGUGUGUAUAUAUAACAACACAGACUUCUGAGGGUUGUCUUUCUUUUUACCAUUCAACCACCCACUCACUGUGUUCUUAUGUUCCCAGAUGUUAAGCAGACAUCUUGUGUACUCUGAGAUCCCCAUCUGUCAAUUUGUACAUGAGAGGUGAAGGACAGCUGUGAAUCUCCGAUUUUGUCGACACAAAACUAUCCAGUGGGGGUGAUACUAUACCAGUACAUUGAUCUGGUAUCAUGCCAGCACUGGAAGCUGAGAUAGAAACCAAUAGCUUAAAAGAUGGACUCAAAUACAGUGAAGGAAAUAGUAGUCAGCUGAUGUGAUCGCUAUAAGGUGAAAAAUAGUCAAUAGACUUGUGCCUCUUUUCCACUGACUAUUUUCUGGUAGACCUACAGCUCGACACAGUGCGACUCGGCUGACACUUUUUGCUUUACGAUAGAGCUGUGUCUCUUGCCUAUUUGAAAGUAAAAAGUGGCGUCCGAGUGACACUUUUCCACUGUCGAUCUACAGGCCUACAAGAAAACCGGCAAAGAGGCAUUGCUGCAAAUGUAGAAAAAGAUUCUCCCUGUCAGUUUGGAAACCGGGUAGCUUUUUUUGUGUGAAGAUUUGCAUGUGACAUAGGGUUGUGGACCUUGUUCAUAAAGAAUACAAUGAAAUGGCAUUUUCACUAAGUCUGAAACGUUUAUGCAUUUUGCACUCAGGGACAUACACACAAGACUCGUGCUUCACAGCAAUGUACAAAAUAAUGAAAUCUUGUCUUUUAAAAAUGUUUUAUACUGUACUAACUGUCAAUUUCAAAAACGAUUGUAUUUUGGCUUAUAGAUGUGCUACUUUACAUAUAACCCUCCCAUCUGUGUAAUAACUUGUGAAUAUAAGGAAUGUAAUUUACCAAUUUCAUAUUUUCUCCCUGCACUUACUCAGAUUCACCAUUAACUGUAUAUUUGUCUGUGAAAUUACUUUUAUUAAAGUUGCUUUAUCUAUGCAAGAACAUAAAGACUUGUGUGAUUUAUGCAUAUAUUUAGCAUGUCAGUUCUAGCACACAUACAUCUUUAACUUCUGUUUUAUUAUAACAAUACAACUGAACAGAACAAAAGAAUAACAUAACUUAAAUAAUGAUCAUUUAAAAAAACUAAUUCUGGAUAAUGAAAUCUUUUAACAAUGGUCAACGCAAAAUGUCCAUUAAUGUAAGACUCUGGACUGGUAUUUACUGUAUAUUAUAGAAUUUCUUAAAGUCUUGUUUGAUAAUGGAAGAUGGUGUGAAUGAUCACAGUGUAUGUGUCUGUGUAGCACAAACUCAUGAGGGCAUGAUUAGAUGGAUGAGAGUCCUGGUUCUGGCACUUCUGGCCAAGGUGCCGUUUG
Messenger RNA from Engraulis encrasicolus (European anchovy), 5040 nucleotides. RefSeq names its product rho guanine nucleotide exchange factor 26-like. Gene Ontology annotation, molecular function: protein binding; guanyl-nucleotide exchange factor activity. The transcript has 15 exons. The record is from RefSeq and is a predicted model, not a curated record. Gene Ontology annotation, biological process: activation of GTPase activity. Lineage: Eukaryota; Metazoa; Chordata; Actinopteri; Clupeiformes; Engraulidae. Bases 272 to 3085 code for a protein of 937 amino acids.